Molecule: messenger RNA, 2010 nt
Organism: Saccharomyces eubayanus
Lineage: Eukaryota; Fungi; Ascomycota; Saccharomycetes; Saccharomycetales; Saccharomycetaceae
Gene: FAT1
Product: long-chain fatty acid transporter FAT1
Exons: 1
Coding region: 1-2010 (669 amino acids)
Molecular function (GO): long-chain fatty acid-CoA ligase activity; long-chain fatty acid transmembrane transporter activity
Source: RefSeq, a predicted model, not a curated record
AUGUCUCCCGUACAGGUUGUCAUUUUCGUUCUAACGAGGAUUUUCCUACUAUUUUUUAGGUUGAUUAAAAUAAUUGUAACCCCUAUUCAAAAACCGCUUGGUUACUUAUUCGGUGAUUAUUUCGAGGAAUUAGAUCGUAAACACGGGUUCAAGGAGGACUGGUAUAUUAUCCCUUACUUUUUGAAAGGUGUAUUUUGUUAUAUUCUUUCUGUGAGAAGACACAGGUUCCAAAACUGGUACCUGUUUAUUAAGCAGGUCCAACAAAAUGGUGACCAUCCAGCUAUUAGUUACGCCCGUCCCUUGGCUGAAAAGGGUGAAUUUCAAUUAGAAACUUACACAUACAGUGAAACUUACGAUAUAGUGUUAAGACUAUCCCAUAUCUUGCAUUCUAACUAUAAUGUUCAAGCCGGUGACUACGUGGCAAUUGAUUGUACUAAUAAACCCCUUUUCGUAUUCUUAUGGCUUUCCAUGUGGAACAUUGGUGCCAUUCCAGCUUUCUUGAAUUACAACACUAAGGGUACUCCGUUGGUGCACUCUCUAAAAAUUUCCAAUAUUACGCAGGUGUUUAUUGACCCUGAUGCCAGUAAACCAAUUAGUGAGUCGGAAGAAGAAAUCAAGAACGCACUUCCCAAUAUUAAACUAAAUUAUUUCGAGGAACAAGACUUGAUGCGUCAACUUUUGAACCCACAAUCACCCGAAUUCUUACAAGAAGAUGACGUAAGGACACCAUUAAGUCUAACUGAUUUCCAACCUUCCAUGUUAAUUUACACGUCUGGGACAACAGGCUUGCCCAAAUCUGCCAUUAUGUCUUGGAGGAAAUCUUCUGUAGGUUGUCAAAUGUUUGGUCAUGUUCUACAUAUGAAUAACGAAAGUACUGUUUUUACAGCCAUGCCAUUGUUCCAUUCCACUGCUGCAUUAUUGGGUGCAUGUGCAAUCCUGUCCAAAGGUGGUUGCAUUGCUUUAUCGCAUAAGUUCUCUGCGAGUACGUUUUGGAAGCAAGUCUAUUUAACAGAAGCUACGCAUAUUCAAUACGUCGGUGAAGUGUGUAGGUACCUUUUACAUACUCCAGUUUCCAAAUACGAAAGGAUGCAUAAGGUGAAGGUUGCUUACGGUAACGGCUUGAGACCUGACAUUUGGCAAGAUUUCAGAAAAAGGUUCAAUAUAGAAGUUAUCGGUGAAUUUUAUGCCGCAACGGAAGCUCCUUUCGCCACAACCACGUUUCAAAGGGGUGAGUUUGGAGUUGGUGCUUGCAGAAACUACGGUACCAUCAUUCAAUGGUUUUUGUCGUUUCAACAAACACUGGUGAGAAUGGAUCCAAAUGACGAUUCUGUUAUUUAUAGGAACUCUAAGGGUCUCUGUGAAGUGGCCCCUGUUGGCGAGCCAGGUGAAAUGUUAAUGAAAAUUUUUUUCCCUCGAAAGCCAGAAACCUCAUUCCAAGGGUAUCUUGGUAAUGCCAAGGAGACAAAAUCAAAGGUUCUGAGGAAUGUUUUCAAACACGGCGAUGCCUGGUAUAGAUGCGGUGAUCUGCUGAAAGCUGAUAAGUAUGGACUAUGGUAUUUUCUUGAUAGAAUGGGUGACACUUUUAGGUGGAAAUCCGAAAAUGUUUCUACCACCGAGGUAGAAGAUCAGUUAACUGCCACUAACAAAGAGCAAUACGCGCAAGUUGUUGUGGUUGGUAUCAAAGUACCUAAAUAUGAAGGUAGAGCAGGUUUUGCCGUGAUUAAGUUAGUCGAUAACUCUAUUGAUAUUGCCACAAAGAUUCGGCUUUUAAACGAUUCUUUAAGCCGAUUAAGUCUACCGUCUUAUGCAAUGCCAUUGUUUGUUAAAUUUGUGAAUGAAAUCAAGAUGACCGAUAAUCACAAAGUUUUGAAAAAGCUUUAUAGAGAGCAAAAAUUACCAAAGGGUUUAGAUGGAAAUGACACCAUUUUUUGGCUAAAAAAUUAUAAACGUUAUGAAGUCUUAACUACUGAAGAUUGGGAAGCCAUUGAUGCUCAAACAAUAAAAUUAUAA